Molecule: messenger RNA, 1377 nt
Organism: Closterium sp. NIES-65
Lineage: Eukaryota; Viridiplantae; Streptophyta; Zygnematophyceae; Desmidiales; Closteriaceae
Source: the annotation of a GenBank genome assembly
AUGCACCCACCUUCGCCAUCACUUCCCCCUACUGUCGCCAUCACUUCCCCCUCACGUCGCCUCCACUUCCCCCUACUGUCGCCAUCACUUCCCCCUCCCGUCGUCUCCACUUCCCCCUCACGUCGCCUCCACUUCCCCCUCCCGUCGCCUCCACUUCCCCCUAACGUCGCCUCCACUUCCCCCUCACGUCGCCUCCACUUCCCCCUCACGUCGCCUCCACUUCCCCCUCCCGUCGCCCCCACUUCCCCCUCACGUCGCCUCCACUUCCCCCUCACGUCGCCUCCACUUCCCCCUCCCAUCGCUUCCACAUCCCCCUACAGUCGCCUCCACUUCCCCCACCCGUCGCCUCCACUUCCCCCUCCCGGCGCCUCCACUUCCCCCUCCCGUCACCUCAACCUCCCCCUCAUGUCACCUCAACUUCCCCCUCCCGUCGCCUCCACUUCCCCCCCCCCCGUCACCACAAGUUCCCCCUUUUCCCCUCUCACCCCCUUCUCCGCCCUGCUCACUCUCUUUCCCCCACUGCUCACCCCCUUCUCCACCCUGCUCACUCUCUUUCCCCCACUGCUCACCCCUUUCUACACCCUGCUCACCCCUUUCUACACCCUGCGCACUCUCUUUCCCCCAUUCCUCACCCCCUUCACCACCCUGGUCAUUCUCUUUCCUCCUUUCCUCACCCCCUUCACCACCCUGGUCAUUCUCUUUCCCCCUUUCCUCACCCCCUUCACCACCCUGGUCAUUCUCUUUCCCCCUUUCCUCACCCCCUUCACCACCCUGGUCAUUCUCUUUCCCCCUUUCCUCACCCCCUUCACCACCCUGGUCAUUCUCUUUCCCCCAUUCCUCACCCCCUUCACCACCCUGGUCAUUCUCUUUCCCCCUUUCCUCACCCCCUUCACCACCCUGGUCAUUCUCUUUCCCCCUUUCCUCACCCCCUUCACCACCCUGGUCAUUCUCUUUCCCCCUUUCCUCACCCCCUUCACCACCCUGGUCAUUCUCUUUCCCCCUUUCCUCACCCCCUUCACCACCCUGGUCAUUCUCUUUCCCCCUUUCCUCACCCCCUUCAACACACGGCUCACUCUCUUCCACACUUGCUCACCCCCUUCUACACCCUGCGAUCUCUAUUUCCCCUACAAACACCCUCCCUGUCCCCCAGUCCUACCCUCCCUUUCCCCCCCUCCACCUCGUCCUUCCCCGCACUACCCUUUCCUUUCCACCACACCUGCCCGUCCAAUCCCCCACUACCCCCGAUCCAAUCCCCCACUUCCCCCGAUCCAAUCCCCCACUUCCCCCGAUCCAAUCCCCCACUUCCCCCGAUCCAAUCCCCCACUUCCCCCGAUCCAAUCCCCCACUUCCCCCCAUCCAAUCCCCCACUUCCCCUGA